This is a messenger RNA of Lachancea meyersii CBS 8951, 849 nucleotides long. NCBI's taxonomy places the organism in Eukaryota, Fungi, Ascomycota, Saccharomycetes, Saccharomycetales, Saccharomycetaceae. The record is from the annotation of a GenBank genome assembly.
AUGGACCUGAACUCGGUUUUCAAGCAGCAGCUAGAUUUGUAUGAAUUGCUGGAUUUUCGAGUUAAAUCCCCCGAUGACUUAGUCAAGUUGACUGCUUUCCAAAUCAAGCGGAAAUUUAGACAUCAAGCUCUAAAAUAUCAUCCUGACAAAAACAAAGGAAACCCUGAUGCGGCAUUGAGAUUCCAUCUUGUGGACGAGGCUGCUAAGCUUUUGAGCAAUUCAACGGCGAAAAAGGCCUACGACUCCUGGUAUAUCGGGAACUUUUUGAAACGACGCAAAGCUGAUGAACAUAUAGAGCUGCAAAGGGCGAAGCUGCAUGCACGAGAGAGGGCUGCUUCACCCAAAACACAGGGAACUUUUGAUCUUGCGACGUAUGAAGAGUAUGGUCAUUUACUGCGAAAACUCAAACACUUCGAGGUUCCUUACGGCGACUGGCGCAAUUUCGAUAAAAAUCCUAGUUCUCCCAAACACAAGUUACAAGAGUCGAGUACUCUGCGAUUAGAGCUCUCUAACAACAAAAUACUGCGAAACAAGGACCAUCUGAUAGACCUAUUGAGCGAAGAGUUUCAAGCAACUGUUUUCAAUUUAUACUACUCGUCGAGAAACGACUACGCAAAUGACAGCUUUAUCGUUGCAUAUGCUAGCUUCAACAACAUUCAGGACACUUUACGCAUUGUGAAGACUUGGAAUACAAAUAAAAGCUCUAACUCGACUCGAGGCGCCCUGUGGAGCCACCUGGAGGAUAUUUCACCCAAAGUAGACCCGUCAAUAUUUUCCUUCAAGCACAAGACUGAUCUCCAUCCGGCAAUACAACAAAGACUAGCCAACGAAGCAGUACAGAUCGAUUGA